AAAGUUCAAGCACAGGAAAGAAUAACCAGAAGAGGGGACAGCGCUAAACAAGGGGGCUGAGCAGGUCCCUAUGGCUCUCUUCAUCUUGCUGUUCUUGCUGCCAAGUCCCUUACAUUCCCAGCCCCCUUGUGAUAUCUCCCAAGUGACCAGCCUCCUGGAAGUAAACUGUGAGAACCAGAAGCUGACAGCAUUGCCUGCAGACCUGCCAGCAGACACAGGCAUCCUCCUCCUGGCCAAGAACAAACUGGUUACCUUCUCCACAGCCUCCGUGGCACAGUUCACUCACCUCACUCAGCUAUACCUGGAUGAAUGUGAGCUGACCAGCCUGCAGACCAGUGAGAAACUGUCCAAACUGGAGAACCUGCAUUUAUCCCACAACAGCCUGCAAAGUCUGCCCUCCCUAGGACAGGCACUGCCUGCACUCACUGUCCUUGACCUCUCCUUCAACCAGCUGGGCUCAUUGUCUCCCGGUGUCCUGGAAGGCCUAAGCCAACUACAGGAGCUCUACCUGCAGAACAAUAAUCUGAGGAGUCUGCCCCCCGGGCUCUUGGUGUCUACAACCAAUCUGAAGAAACUCAAUCUGGCCAACAACCACCUACGUGAGCUGCCCCAUGGGCUCCUAGAUGGGCUGGAAGAUCUUGACACCCUCUACCUUCAAGGGAACUGGCUUCGUACAAUACCAAGGGGCUUCUUUGGGACCCUCGUCUUGCCUUAUGUUUUUCUUCAUGCCAACACCUGGUAUUGUGAUUGUGAGAUUCUCUACCUCCGAAACUGGCUCAAGCAAAAUUCCAACAAUGUCUACUUAUGGAAGGAGGGUGUGGAUGUCAAGGCUAUGACCCCUAAUGUGGCCAGUGUACGAUGUGCCAAUUUGGGCUACGCACCUGUCUUCUCCUACCUAGGGAAGAACUGCCCUACCAGUAGUGAUAGGGAUUCCAUAGACUAUGAUGACUAUGACUCUGAAGUCUCUGAAGUACCUGCUAUAAGGACUGAGGUCAAGUUUUCUAACACUAAUGCCCAUACUACCCACUGGGGCCAACUCUUAGAGUCUCCUACUUCUCCAGACAGCCAAAGGCCUUCUUGGCCUCCAACCCACAAACCUACUAAAAAACAGUCCACAUCCACCCACAUACAGAUUCCAGGUUUCACCACACUCCCACAGACCAUGCAGUCCAGCACACCUCUUUAUAAUCUAAAACUCAAUCUUACACCUACCACCAUCCCAACCACCCCAGAACCUACCACUUCCACCCCAAAUACCCCAAAGGCCAGCCCUACCCCAGUGCCUACCACUUCCACCCCAAAUACCCCAAAGGCCAGCCCUACCCCAGUGCCCACCACUUCCACCCCAAAUACCCCAAAGGCCAGCCCUACCCCAGUGCCUACCACUUCCACCCUGGCUACUCCAGAGCCCCACUCCAUACCAAUGCUUACCAGUUCUGCUCCCACUAUUCCAGAGCCCACCACUUCCACCCUGGCUACUCCAGAGUCCAGCACCAACCCAGUGUCAACUACUACCACCCCGACUACCCCGGAGCCCAGCAUCACACCAAUGCUUACCACCUCCACCCUGACUAUUCCAGAAUCCACUGCUUCCACCCUGACAACCCCAGAGCCCAGUGCUCCAGUGCCUUCCACCCCCACUCCAACUACCCCAGAGCCCAGCAGCACUACCCCAACCACUCCAGUGUUUACUGGAGUGACACUCUUCAUUACUGCCCUGGCCACCACAGAACUCACUUUACUCCCUACCCCUGAACCUAUUACUGGAAUCCCAGAAAUGAACAGCUUCAUAACUUUCCAAGAGAUGGUUCAAGCAAACUCUAAUACUUCCAAAAGUGACCCUUUUCUCAAUUCUGACUUUUGCUGCCUCCUCCCCCUGGUUUUUUAUAGUCUGGGUUUCCUCUGGCUCCUAUUUGCUUCUGUGAUACUCAUUUUGUUGCUGACCUGGAUCUGGCAUGUAAAACCACACACUCCGGACUUGGACCAAUCUGCUGCGCUGGCCACAAGCACAUACACCACAAGUCUGGAGGUGCAGAGAGGAAGGCAGGUAACUGUGCCCCGGGCCUGGCUGCUCUUCCUUCAAGGCUCACUCCCUACUUUCCGUUCUAGCCUUUUCCUAUGGGUAAGGCGUAAUGGGCAUGUUGGGCCUCUGGUAGCAGGACGGCGGCCCUCAGCUCUGAGCCAGGGUCGUGGUCAGGAGCUAUUGGGGACAGUGGGUAUUAGGUACUCAGGUCACAGUCUGUGAAGGUGAGUACCUUGGAGAUCCUAAGAAAACUACUGGGAUCUAGCUGGGGUGGGAAAGAGACUGCCACGCAGACAUUCUAUUUACUUCUUUAUCUGAAGCCCCUUUUACAUCUAGACCACACAAAUCAGAAGUGGUGAGGUGAUACAGCUGGGUAAUCACAAAACCAAGCUCCCUAUGUUACUUUGAGCAUUGCCAGGUCACAUGGUCACUGCUAUGGCUUUGGGGAAGAGGUAGAAAAAGUGAAUAGAAAUGGAGCAUGGCUCCCAUGUGUUCACACGUGGGAGGAAACUUGGAGCAACAUUAUCCCUAAGUAUCGUGAAUAUGUUUUCCCUGUUUAACACUUAUCUUCCACCAGUGUUAUCUGAAUAAUAAAACUGCUUUUAA
This is a messenger RNA of Microtus ochrogaster (prairie vole), 2629 nucleotides long. RefSeq names its product glycoprotein Ib platelet subunit alpha (gene Gp1ba). The record is from RefSeq and is a predicted model, not a curated record. Gene Ontology annotation, cellular component: plasma membrane. Lineage: Eukaryota; Metazoa; Chordata; Mammalia; Rodentia; Cricetidae. Gene Ontology annotation, biological process: long-term memory. Gene Ontology annotation, molecular function: protein binding.